Micropterus dolomieu (smallmouth bass) is the source of this 1539-nucleotide messenger RNA. RefSeq names its product transmembrane protein 192 (gene tmem192). Bases 47 to 898 code for a protein of 283 amino acids. Gene Ontology annotation, cellular component: late endosome; lysosomal membrane. NCBI's taxonomy places the organism in Eukaryota, Metazoa, Chordata, Actinopteri, Centrarchiformes, Centrarchidae. The transcript is spliced from 6 exons. The record is from RefSeq and is a predicted model, not a curated record.
GAAGUGUGCUACUGUUUGUCUGCCCGCCCCCAUAGCAUGUAAACUAAUGCUUGUUUGUUAUUGUUUGGCCAUUUCUUCUUUAAAAAACGCCGAACAUCAAAACAACAUGGACUCAAAGGGACCCUCGCUUUAUGCACAGGCAGGCGCCUCAGUAGAUAUGUCAAGGAGCAUAGAAGAAGACUCUUUGGUGGACGGGCCGCUGAUCUCUGCCGACGCCCUCCACUCUGCCAUCAGGAGAGAGUUUCAGACUGUGCCAACACCCUGCCAUGCCGGUCUGCUGUCUCUUCUUCAUGUUGUGUAUGUGGUGUUGUCAGUGUGUGUGGCAUUGCUGUGUGUGUUGGAAUUUGGCCAAGUGGAGGUCUGUGGGAGUAUUUUGGGUAAUGUGCGAGGCGACAGCGUCAUUUUAUUUGGGAAGGCGUGUCUGUGGGUGCUGGUGCAGUUGUUUACUGGGUGUGUGCAGCACCACCACAGCCGCGCCAGGAGCAGAGGUUACCUACGAUUCUACAGACAGAUGCAGGGGCUGAAGCAGCUGCCGCUCACCGUCCACUCUACAGGAAAUGUUCUGCUGCUGGUUGUUCUGGCUGCACGACUAUCACUGACUGUGCACACCUACAUGCUGCUCAUCAUCCUGGGAUUGGAGCUCCUGGUGGCAUUGCCAUGUCUGCUUUAUUACACAGUCAAGGUGAUGAAGUUCAACAGGGAGCGAGCUGCUCCAGAUGUGAGCCAAGAAGAGCAUUUACACAACUUCAGUAUCGCGAGCCUGCAGACUGAGACCGGUUUCAGAGAGGGCUCCCGUCUGGAGGAGUUGGUGGAGAAGCAGGCCGACCUGAUAGAGUACCUGAAACAGCACAACACCUUACUGAGCAAGAGGCUGCUCAACCUCACGGCCCAGCACUGACCACAGACCGGCCUCCUCUGCCUCCUCGUGAACCAGCCACCACACUCACCAUCAUUUUAACACUCUCUCUUAACACAAAGCAGAGGGGAUCUGUGGGGUUGAAAGAGAGGCCUGAAGCUAGAAGAAACACUGGAUAAAAGACUAAAAGUAAGGAUAUCCCUGCGCACACAAGCACCUGUGUGCACAGACUUAAGACGGGAGGGCUCUGCGAGGCACCUGAGAUGGACAGAUAACGCAGAAGGAGGUGAGCUGUAAGUGGAGGACAGUUAAAGAGGCAAAGUGGGAGGAGGAGGAGAGUCAUGGGUCACAGAUCAGAGGUGAGGAGUUUUUAUCACUCUGUUACGACCCCUGGUGACCUGUGUAUGCUGCCGCUUGUGUUAGCGAGGGGAACAGAGGGGGCAAAAUAGUUUGAGAGAUCAUCUGCACUAAAGAGGAACUGAUAGAGCGGGAGAUACAGCAGGGAGAGGUUAUCACUUAUCAGGGUCAAAUGAGAGAAAGAGAUCAAGUAACGCUGUAAAAUGUCUGUAAGUGCUAUUUUAUGUCUGAAUGUGUGUGUAAAUGCUUUAUUUGUUCUUUCUAUCUGUUCAAUCAUUAAGUUUGUGUAUUUGUCAUCAGAUUCUAAUAAAUCUUUAAUAUUCUCA